This is a messenger RNA of Lates calcarifer (barramundi perch), 4741 nucleotides long. It is a transcript of the gene g3bp2a, whose product is annotated as G3BP stress granule assembly factor 2a. Gene Ontology annotation, molecular function: mRNA binding. The record is from RefSeq and is a predicted model, not a curated record. Gene Ontology annotation, cellular component: cytosol; ribonucleoprotein complex. NCBI's taxonomy places the organism in Eukaryota, Metazoa, Chordata, Actinopteri, Centropomidae.
AAUCGACCCUAUCACUUUAAAUCUUCAAUCUCUGGUACAACAGAGAUCAUUAACUGUCAGGUAGCGGAGCGGGGGAAAUAUUACAAUAUUUCACCCGGGAUACUCUCUAGUUUGAGAACAGUUUACAGCCGGUUACUCGUAGUUAUUUAAUACCAAUAAUUCUGUCUACAUAGAUAGGUCUUUCAUAAGCACUUAAUAUUGUUUACCAAAGAAAUGGUGAUGGAGAAGCCAAGUCCCCUGCUUGUAGGGCGGGAGUUUGUGAGGCAGUAUUACACACUCUUAAACAAGGCACCAGAUUUCCUGCACAGGUUUUAUGGGAGGAACUCUUCCUAUGUUCAUGGAGGACUUGACCCAAGUGGGAAGCUGGCAGAGGCAGUGUACGGGCAGGCGGAAAUCCACAAGAAGGUGAUGUCCCUGCAGUUCAGUGAAUGCCACACAAAGAUCAGGCACGUGGACGCCCACGCCACACUGAGUGACGGAGUGGUGGUGCAGGUCCUUGGAGAGCUGUCCAACAAUGGUCAGCCCAUGAGGAAAUUUAUGCAAACGUUUGUGCUCGCUCCAGAGGGCUCAGUGGCAAACAAGUUCUACGUCCACAACGACAUCUUCCGUUAUGAGGACGAGGUCUUUGGAGACUCUGAGGCCGAGCUCGAUGAGGAAUCAGAGGAGGAAGUUGAGGAGGAGCCAGAGGAGAGGCAGCCCUCCCCUGAGCCUCUUCAGGAGAGUCCUAACAGCACCACCUACUACGAACCUCACCCCGUCACUAACGGAGUUGAGGAGCCCAUGGAGGAGCCAGCUCCAGAACCAGAGCCGGAGCCUGAACCAGAGCCCAAAGUAGAGGAGAUAAAGCCUGAAGUAGAUGAGAAGGUUCUGGAAGAGAUGGAGGAGAAAGCACCGUCACCAGUUCCUGUGGAGUCUCCACCAAACACCCAGGAGGCUCCCAAGACUUUCUCCUGGGCCUUGGUGACCAGUAAAAACCUGCCUCCUACCGGCACAGUCACCUCCUCUGGAAUCUCUCCACAUGUUGUUAAAGCUCCAAGCUCACAGCCCAGAGUUGAAGCCAAGCCGGAGACACAGACGGCGCCUCUUCGGCCCAGAGACCAGCGCACACGUGACAGACCGGCCUUCACCCCGCGGGGUCCAAGACCUGAUGGUGUUGCAUCUUCAGAGUCACAAACGGGAAAACCUCACUUGAGUUUUGUUAACAAAGGAGGCCGGGGAGAUGCUGAGUCUGGAGACAUGGACAGCAGGCGGAUCGUCCGGUACCCAGACAGCCACCAGCUGUUUGUUGGUAACCUCCCACACGACAUUGACGAGAGCGAGCUCAAAGAGUUCUUCAUGACGUAUGGAAACGUGGUGGAGCUGCGGAUCAACACGAAAGGCGUUGGAGGGAAACUGCCAAACUUUGGUUUCGUGGUCUUUGACGACUCUGAUCCUGUGCAGAGAAUCCUGGGGGCCAAGCCCAUCAUGUUUCGCGGCGAGGUGCGUCUGAAUGUGGAGGAGAAGAAGACGAGGGCGGUGCGCGAGCGAGAGACCCGUGGCGGAGAUGAACGUCGGGACAUGAGGCGUAACGACCGGGGCCCCGGAGGUUCACGAGGCAUCGCGGGGAGCGGCAUGAUGCGUGAGCGCGACGGGAGGGGACCCCCACCGCGAGGCGGCGCAGCCCCCAAACCCGGCAUGGGCUCCGGAAGAGGCUCAGGCGGGCAGGGAGAGGGCCGCUUUGCCACCCAGCGCCGCUGAAGAGAGCGCCACCUGCAGAACGGAAGUAGUACCGUGUUCUUCAUCUUCAACCGUUCUCGUUAACGAAAAGAAAUCUUCAUGUAUAAACGUAUAUAUUUGUUUUUUUGUUUAUUUUAAAUUUUUGUUCCCUCUUUGCUUUGGAAUGUGACACAGCCUGUCAACCAUUUGUUUGUGAAAUAGACAAAACAAAAAUAAGCAAACAAAAAUUUCGCUUAUUAGUUGUGAGCUGAGCAUCCUUUUCAGGUUUCUCAAGAAUUCACAAACUUUAAUUUGUAAAUUCGUGAAAAAAGGCAAACCAACCAGGAGUAAUCUGCCACAUUAGGAGGGACUGAUGAGACUUUUAACUACGAUAAAACAGCCCAUCAUUUGGAAAAGAGAUUAUAUGCCUUGACUUAACUGGGGCGCUGCUUCACGAAAUCCCUCUAUUGCACAUUUUCUAUGGUAGUUUUCUGCCCGUUACUGUUGGAAAAGAGUGAGAUGCAGUUUUUGUGCAGUUCCAGGGGAAAAGCUUUGCCUUUUACUUUUUUCCUUUUGAGAGACCACUGCUUCAAAAUUGCAUAAUGCACUCAUCAAUAUGCACUAAUGGGUACUUUUGUCGUGUUACAUUGACAUCCACGCUCUGAACGCAGCUGGAGAGACGUGUUGUCGUCUCGAAGCGAUACGACUUACCGGGGCAGGCCUCGCUCACAGCCCAUCUGCUGUGACCAAUGUACUCUCACACUUUGACCCAAAACCACGCUUCAAUUACUGCUGGAUGGACAAGACGACAAGCAAAUCUGCAUUCUAUUUUUUCCUCGUUUAUAAAUCAAAUAAAUAAAAAAGAAAAAAAAGCUCAGAUCUUGGACUUUCACCAAAAGAGUGGGGGGGACGAAGGACAAACAAGAAACAAAGCUGAACAAUAGAAGAGUGGUGAUGACGGCGGCUCGCUCUCUUUUUCUUUUGGAUUUCUCUUCAUGUUUUUUUUCCCCGCCAGCUAGAACCGCAACCCCGGUGGAUGGACGACACCUCCCUCCCCCUCUCCUCCCUCCCUCCCUGUCUUAAGUGCGGAGUGACAGAAUAAAUGUACAGCAAAGAUCAUAGUUUACUGUAUGUUUUGUUUUUGUGUAUAUUUUUCAUUUCUCUCUCGACUUGAUAAAAGCAUGAUGGUGCCUUCUAUUUCACCUUUUUCCAGUCUUACUAAAGUGUGAAGCGGUUCGGGGCUCGCUGCCUCCUCAGAAACAGGAGCUGCUCAUUCUGAACUAUUGUGUACUGGGAGCAGAUUUAAAAAAAAACAACAAAAAAAACAAACUUGCAGUAUUCACAAGGUUUAAGUUUUUUUUCAGGUGCAUAUUUGAUUUUCCAUACUGUUUUACUACCUAAGAUGAUCUGCUGUGAGUUUUGUACAUUUGUUUUGUAUUGUGUCUGUUCUGGGUUUUGUAGAGACAAUAGGUGCCUCCAGUUCUGUUUGAUGUUAAAUGGUUAAGAGGUGCAUCUGAAGAACUGCCCCCACCUUCCCACCCCGACCCCCUAAAACAAGGUACAUUAAAGAGACGGUGAUAUUGAAAUGUUUGGUCCUUGGUUUAACCAGUCGUAGCUCCACAGUCAGUGAUCUCGGCGACCUGAGGUUUGCAGGUUUUUGGAGUAAACGUGUCACUGUGUGAUUCAGACCCUGUCGAUCCUUCACUCUCAGUCUGACGUCGUGUUUCUGCAACUCUCAGCAGCGCUCGGGUUAAAUCCUGGACUCACAGUUUGUCAGACUGUUUCUUCUCUCAGCAGCAGUUUUGUAAUGAUCUGUGGAGGUGGGCCGGCUGCAGCUCCAACCUACACACAAGCAAAUAAUUGUGCUCACUUUUCUAGCCAUUUAUGCAUUUGUAUUUUCAUAUGCUGAUGAUUCAUUGUGCUUAAUUUUACUCAUUUAUUAUUAUUAUUAUUAUUAUUUUUCCAUUCAAGGCAAAGUCUAAUCUAGUCGGCUCCUGUGUUUCUGUUCUUACCACUCGCUCAGUCAGUCAGGAGGGAGGGAGGAAAAACCUGUUGGUUUCAGCUGGAGAGGAAAACAUGACACCAUGAGAUGUUUUUUUAUUUUAUUUUAUUUUGUUGUUAUCUUGCACUGAAAAUGGGAAGUGAAAUUUGAUGUAGCAUUUUCUGGACAAAUAUACUAAUGAGGUCUUCCUUGUCUGGUGGUAUUGCACUAUCUCCAACAUUUCUGGGACAAUCUGUCAGUUUGAACACAACCUCUGUCUCUCUCUUUCUUUCUUUUUCCUCUCCUCCAAAUUUCUCAUCUGGCUACAAAAAGAAAAAAUCAUCAUGAAACAAUGAUUUCUCUCUGUCACAGUUAAACCAGAUCUGAUGAACAGACGUGGCAGAUUAAAUGUAGUUUCUCUCCCUCGUAGUUGGGUUAAAUAUUUUCAGAUGCGAGAACAGUUUUCAGUAGAGAGACUGACUCACUAUUAUUAUUAAAGAGAAAUUCCAGCCCUCUUGAGUGUUUUUUAACAGAUAGUUCUCACGGGUGCCUCGACCCCUCAUGUUUAUUUGUCAGGUAACUGCUGAACUCGGUCGGUCAAGAGAGCGGUGAAGAAGAGCCAUCAUGCUUUCACACCAAUCUUGUGCUUUUACAUCAUAGUGGUGAUGAAAAACUAAAUGUUUGAGCAUAUUAGAUAGUUCUUUUUCACUGAGUUUUUCAAUGACCCACCCUUUUCCCAAACCUUCAAGGAUCCUCAGAAGAAUGAGGGAUAAAGCUGUAGAUGUGGUUGAAAAGCAGCAGAGUGGGUCCUCUUUGUGAAUCAUUCCAGUCUUUUUUUUUCUUUUUUUGAAUGGAAAUAGAAGAAGCUUCUUGACUUUAGCAGGUGUGGUAAACAGUUGGCUGCCAUCUUCAUUUUUACUGUGUUUACCCUUUACUUGUUUGCUAGUACAAAAGUGUUGCAGGUGGAGAUUUUUUUCUUUUGUUUUUUGUUUUAUUUUUUUUUCCUUUCCAUUUUGAAUGUGUUGGACUUAACAUACAAUAAACUACUGAUAUCAGCACCACUAA